Molecule: messenger RNA, 2227 nt
Organism: Hypomesus transpacificus
Lineage: Eukaryota; Metazoa; Chordata; Actinopteri; Osmeriformes; Osmeridae
Gene: gpr143
Product: G protein-coupled receptor 143
Exons: 10
Coding region: 178-1431 (417 amino acids)
Biological process (GO): G protein-coupled receptor signaling pathway; cell surface receptor signaling pathway; regulation of calcium-mediated signaling
Cellular component (GO): melanosome membrane; plasma membrane
Molecular function (GO): L-tyrosine binding; L-DOPA receptor activity; dopamine binding
Source: RefSeq, a predicted model, not a curated record
UAAUAUUACAAUAAAACUUUGAGGGAAGUGACGAGUUCAAGAGCUGGUGGAGCUGAAAUUCCUUUGUGCCAUUGGGAAUCCGAGGACGGCAACUCGAAACACAUCGUCAUAAAAAGAAAAGCGAACUGGAGAAGUGCGUCCAUACACAGCAUAAAUACACACUUCUCCACACAGUCCAUGAUGGCAUCCCCAAGGCUGGAGACUUUCUGCUGCCCAAACCGAGACGCAUCCACCGAAUUUGUCAUUACCUUUCAACCGCUUUUCUUUGGUGCCAUUUGCAUUGGCAGCGCAAGUUUGAGUCUUAUUUUUUCAAUACUACAGAUUUUGCCCAAACGCAAGGGCUACAGACGUCUUGGACAGUACCCUUUGCCGAAACCUGCGUCUUCCUCGAGAAUAUUGUUCAUAAUCAGCAUUUGUGAUAUUUUGGGAUGUGCAGGAAUCAUAGUGAGAUCGUCCAUCUGGCUGGGCUUGCCAAACCUCGUCAGCGGUAUCUCUGUGGCCAACAGCAGUGAAGUCUGGCCAGAGGUGUUUUGUGUGGGCAGUGCCAUGUGGAUCCAGCUGUUCUUCAGCGCUUCCUUCUGGUGGACCUUCUGUUAUGCUGUGGACGUCUUCCUGGUAGUCAAGAGAUCUGCAGGAAUAAGCACUAUCAUCCUGUAUCACAUGAUCACAUGGGGCCUGGCUGUGUUGCUGUGUGUUGAGGGUGUAGCCAUGCUAUACUACCCAUCAAUCUCCAAUUGUGAGAAUGGUCUUCAGCAUGCCAUCCCCCACUAUAUCACCACCUACGCUCCCCUGCUGCUUGUGCUACUGGUCAACCCUGUGCUGUUCGCCCGCACCGUAUCUGCAGUUACAUCCUUACUUAAGGGACGACAAGGAAUCUACACAGAAAAUGAAAGACGCCUAGGCACAGAGAUAAAGAUUCGCUUCUUCAAAAUCAUGCUGGUGUUCUUUAUUUGCUGGUUACCCAACAUCAUCAAUGAGAGCUUGCUCUUCUACCUGGAGAUGCAGAUAGACAUCAAGGCUGCCACUUUAAAGAAUGUGAGAAACGCAGCCCUCAUCACAUGGUUCAUCAUGGGGAUCCUCAACCCAAUGCAGGGUUUCCUCAAUACCCUGGCCUUCCAUGGAUGGACGGGCAUGGAUGUGGACCUGAGCCUACAGCGCAGGAGGGAGCUGGCCUGGGACUCUGCCUCCACCUCGGCACCUGCCACAGGGGGCUACAACCCAAUUGUAGGCUCCAGCCUACUCUACCAGAGUCACGUCCAGGAAGGCAAGAAGAACAUGACGGCCAAUGGGCAUCAGCCGUCCGACGCGAUCAGCGUCCUCUCAGAAGGUUCUGAGUCUAGUACAAUUGAAAUCCACAUUUCCAGUGAGCUUCGCGAGUAUGAGGAUGUAGACGCAGAUGAGGAAUCGCUGGAGAACUCUGUGAAGCGCUAGCUGGGGCCAAAUGCUGCAACAACCACCAGCCUCUUCUCUCUCCACACACAGAGACUGUGUUCAUAUUAAGUUUCCCCAAGUCCUCGUCUAUAAGGACCACUCUUUUUGCAGCGCAGGAUUAGAACGUUUCAAUAGAUACUUUACAAGUAUUUAAAGCAAUCUUUUGUGAGCUGUACUGUGUUAGUUGUUCUCCAUCAAUUGAUAUAUUAUCAGACAAAUAUUGCACUAUGUCUAUAGAGUAUUCUCUGUCUAUAUGUGACACCCUAAUGGGCUUUGCCUGUUAGUUUCCACAAUACACAAUCCAACUAAUCAGUCUGCUAUAGAUGAUGUGGUGUUAUAUUAUUGAAUCAUCAACUGUACAGUAAUGGAAGAGUCCCAUGGACAACUCACCCUUUCGUAUUGAAGUCAGUCAACAGUAAAGACCUGUAAUUCCCCAUUGAUAGAUAACACAAAGGCUGACCUUUAAAUGUGUUUAAGCUACUUGAUAAACAUGCGUGUACUUAAUUUAACACGUCACCAGAUGGCAGGCCUUGUGCAUCAAAUCUACACAAUUGCUCAUUUGCACCCGGUGCAUCAGAUGAUUAGGAGUAUUCAUAUGGGUUGUUGAAAAGUCUGUUUCUUAGUCGUUUUAAUGUUGUUUUCUGUCAUGUUUUUCCAUUCUGGUUCUUUUUCAUAAAAAAUUAAACACAGACAUGUUUAAGUUCUUGUGCUAGAACUGCAUGAAUGUGACAGUCACUGCACUGAAAUCCCCUUUUACUUUAAUUUCACCACUUUCAGCUAGAUCAGGACCACCAGU